This is a messenger RNA of Taeniopygia guttata (zebra finch), 2544 nucleotides long. It is a transcript of the gene NME7, whose product is annotated as NME/NM23 family member 7. Gene Ontology annotation, cellular component: centrosome; axonemal microtubule. The record is from RefSeq and is a predicted model, not a curated record. Lineage: Eukaryota; Metazoa; Chordata; Aves; Passeriformes; Estrildidae. Gene Ontology annotation, molecular function: ATP binding; nucleoside diphosphate kinase activity. Gene Ontology annotation, biological process: CTP biosynthetic process; GTP biosynthetic process; UTP biosynthetic process.
CCGGGCGCGGGGCGGCGCUUCGGUUGCCGGGCAGGGGCGGGCCGGGUAUCGCCAUCGCUGCCGUCGUCAACGUCGUCGCCAUGAGUCAAGAUGAGAGAUAUGCUUUCAUUGCUGAAUGGUAUGACCCAAAUGCUUCACUCUUUCGGCGUUAUGAACUUCUGUAUUAUCCAAAAGAUGCAUCAAUUGAAAUGUACGAUGUGAAGAACCGUCGCAUGUUUCUGAGGCGCACCAAGUACGAAAGCUUGCACCUCGAGGAUCUCUAUGUGGGCAGCAAAGUCACUGUGUUCUCCCGGCAUCUCACCAUCGUGGACUAUGGGAAUAUGUACACGUCUCGCAAGCUCGGGAGCCGGGAAGAGAGAACGCUGGCUUUGAUUAAGCCUGAUGGAAUGUGUAAGAUGGGAGAAUUAUUUGAUAUCAUUAUUAAUGCUGGAUUGACAAUAACUAAAGCCAAAAUGAUGCUGCUUUCAAGAAAAGAAGCAGCUGAUUUCUACGCUGACUAUCGAGCAAAACCUUUUUAUCAUGAGCUUCUCCAGUUAAUAAUGAGAGGCCCCAUCCUUGCUAUGGAGCUCUUAGGAGAUGGUGCAGUGAGUAAGUGGAGAGCAAUAGUGGGGCCGGCAAACCCUACAACAACUGAGAGUGAUACGCUGGACAGCAUCUCAGAGAGCUUUGGACAUUGUGGCCUCAGAGAUGCAGCUCAUGGCCCAGAUUCAGUUGCUUCAGCUGCUAAAGAGCUGGAGUUGUUCUUUCCCUCCAGUGGAGGUCAUGGACCGGUCAGCAGUGCAAAAUUCACAAACUGUACUUGUUGCAUUAUUAAGCCUCAUGCUGUUAAUGAAGGGCUUUCUGGGAAGAUUAUAAAAGCCAUCCUAAAGGAAGGAUUUGAGAUCUCAGCUUUGCAGAUGUUCAACAUGGAGCGUCCAAAUGUGGAAGAAUUUUAUGAGAUUUACAAAGGUGUCGUCCCUGAAUACCUGGAGAUGGUUUCAGAGUUGUGUUCAGGCCCUUGCAUAGCAAUGGAGAUUAGACAAUUCAAUCCUUCAAAAGUGUUCAGAGACUUCUGUGGUCCUUCUGACCCUGCAUUGGCCCGUCACCUCCGACCUGGAACUCUGCGUGCUGUCUUUGGGAAGGACAAGAUUCAGAAUGCUGUUCACUGCACAGACCUGCCUGAAGAUGGACUUUUAGAGUACCUGACAGUGCUUCUGCAGAGACACUUUCUUAGCCCUUUCUUGGACCACCACCCUGACUGCUGAAUUAGAUUGUUUCUACAGUGAACUUGUGUGGAGCUUGGAAUAUUACAGGCACUAGGGAUUCAAAUCCUCCAGAUAGGGCCCGUGUUUAUUUAUAGACAAUCAUACUUACACACAUCAGUUAAUAUUUCCUGUGUUUUAUAUUAACUUAGUAAUUAUUAUCUGCUUUUGGUGUUGUAUGCCAAAAUUUAAAGUCCAAUAAAAUGAGAAAAUGUUAAAUUACGGGAAUUUGUAAAGACAGAAGUACUCACUAUGAAAACCAGAAAAAGCUCAUUCACUUAAUUCUGUGCCUCAAAACUAAGGUCCAUAGCAAGGGGUUGAAGUGGUGUGUAAUCUUGAUGGAUCUCUGUGUCAAUGGAGAUGCUUUUCCAGUGCAUACGCAGCUUGAUUCUUUGCUGUCUAUAUGUAUUUGUGAGUGCUUUGCUGUCAGGUAUAGCAGAAUCACUGAACAUAACUUAAAAUUAUCUAAGUGCUGUCCUACUUAGAUAAUUUUACAUUGCCAAAAGGGUGGUUUUAUAGGGGAGUGAGGAAGAGCUAACUUCAUCACCAUCUUCCUCCAUGAAAUAACCUGUGGGUUAAAGUGCUUUCACUAGGAAAUCCCAUGGCACGGACUAGUGAAAUUCAACCCUGAACAUGGCAACCAAUAUAAACAAAGUUGCAGCUUUUUUGACAAUUUUCAAAAUGUCAUUAAAAAUUGACAACUUUUAGUUUUACCUUUAGGGUUUAUACAAGCAGACAGGCCUGAAGUUCCUCAUCCAUGGCUUUCCGGUGGCAGCAGAACAAAAGGCACAGCCUGUAAGGGAAAAAUUAAACAGGCCAACACUCAAAGAAUAUUUUAAUACUCCAUCAGAAUUUUCCACAGUCUGUUGCCUUUAUGUUCGUGCAAAGCAGAUCUUGCUUGUUGUUUAAAUUGAGUUUAGAGCUACUAUAAGUGAGGCAAGAAUUGCUUCUCGAAAACAAAAACUGAGGCUGGCAUUCUUUCUCAAGGAUCUCCCUUAUGUUUGUUUGCCUUUUGAAUCCUGCAGCUCAAUCAUGACUGAAGUUGUUGAUCUGGUAUUACUCUUACUACACACCUUGCAGUUCUUGGUGCAGUCUGAUACUUUUAACAGUAGCUUAUUGAUUGUAUUUAUUUUGGGAAAGGGAUCUAAGAUAUUUUUUUUUACCUUAGGCAUAAUGUGUGCAGAAUAUGGCUGUUCAUCAGUCUGUAGUUUCUUCUGUAAAGGUCCAGGUUAAGCCAGCAGUUGUAAAGGACAUCACUCAAUGUUGUUUAGUGUGUAAAUAAAGUAGUGAAUGUUUGAAUUGA